AUGUCAAGCGAACAGGUUAUGAGCCCAAGCUUACAGAUGAAAGACGACGCCAACACGGCACAGGCACCGCCAACAACCAGUCACCAAAGGGCUGCGACGGAGCCUGCUGUUGUCGUCCCUCCUCACGCUCACGAAAGGAGCGCGGACACCAAUGCUCUAGAGAGGGUUCUCACGAUGCUGGGGGGCGUGGAAGAGCGCAUGAAGAAGAUGGAGCUGUCGCAGGCGAGAAUUUCCGAAGACGAGCGCAUGCGAGGCGCUGUCGACAGCGGUAUGUUUGGCUCUAUGCUCGGCGCCGACUUCGCAGGCAAGCUAAAUCGAGACGCUCUCGACUGGUCGGACUUGCGAAGUCACCAAGCGCCGCGUCCUACUAUGGAUAGGCUUGACGGGUUUGGGUUAAGUGCUCAUCAAGAUGUGCCGCAACGCGCACUGCCACCGCCUCGCCCACCUGUUCCAUCCCCGUAA
Molecule: messenger RNA, 462 nt
Organism: Peronospora matthiolae
Lineage: Eukaryota; Oomycota; Peronosporomycetes; Peronosporales; Peronosporaceae
Source: the annotation of a GenBank genome assembly